Danio rerio (zebrafish) is the source of this 833-nucleotide messenger RNA. NCBI's taxonomy places the organism in Eukaryota, Metazoa, Chordata, Actinopteri, Cypriniformes, Danionidae. The record is from RefSeq and is a predicted model, not a curated record.
UUAUAAUAAUAUAUGUAUAAUCCUAAUAUCAUAUUCUGUCAUUAAAACAGGAGGGAUGGAGAGUGGUAUUGUUGGAGGCAGAGAGGUUAAACUUCAUUCCAGACCAUACAUGGCAUCUCUGCAGGGAUACAACCAACUUAGAAGUUGUUCUGGGAGCUCACAAUAUCAGCCAGAGAGAGAACAGUCAGCAGAUAAUCCAAGUCCAGAAAUACAUCAAACAUCCUAAUUAUCAGAAGAAAAACCACAGUUUUGACAUCAUGCUACUAAAGCUGAAGACCAAAGCUGUGCUAAAUCAUUUUGUAAAUAUUACAAAUCUACCCAAACACGAACCGAGUAUUCUUGCUCCUGUGGAAUGCUCCAUUGCUGGUUGGGGAAUGCAAAGACCUGGAGAAGGAGCAUCAAAUGUUCUUCGAGAAGUCAACCUCCAACUGGAGUCCAAUUCUUAUUGCAAAAGUAAAUGGCAGGUCUAUUUCAACUCUAAGAACAUGGUCUGUACUGCUUCAGAUGGAAAAAAGGCUUUCUGUCAGGGUGACUCUGGCAGUCCUCUUUUUUGUAAUUCUGAACUUUAUGGAAUGGCUGCAUACACAUAUCCUAAUAACUGCACAUUCAAGGAGUACCCUGAGGUCUACAUGAAGGUAUCUGCCUUCCUACCGUGGAUUAAAAAAAACAUGAAGUGAUUAAAAUGCUGUUGUACUGUAGCUUAUAUGAAGAUUAUUUAUACACCUAAAUGAUCUCUAAUUUGUUUUAUUGUGAACCCUGUAGUAAAAUGAUUAGGCUGUACAUUUACAUUUCUCAAAAUUAAUGUUAAUAAAAAACAAAGAACCUUUUGAAAA